ACUCUCACGCACUUCUCCAUCAGAAUCCUGCUUGUUGCCUGCCUGGGUGACUGACUGAUCAGGGCAGAACUGUCCUUCGUUGCCGUCAACACUGCCCACGCAAUUCUCGACUUCUGCCGAUUGAGUUUUUGGGUUUAGCAGGGAGCUGAAGAUCGGCACGCUAUGGCGGCAGUAGCAACGCGGUUGGCUUGGCUCUCGAGCUAUGGGGCGUCUUUGUCGUCGCGGCAGCCGCGUCCCGGCGUGCAAUUCAGCACCAACCGGCAUACCUCAGCGUGGUCAGUGCGAUGCUCAGCGAGCGUCCAGUCUGGCACCGAAGUGUUGACGACGGAGUCAGCAGCAGCGAAGGCCGAUGCCGCCGCGUGGAAGGCGUUUGCGGAGCGCGUAUCGGGAGAGUGGGACGGCUACGGAGCGGAUUUCACGUUCACCGGAGAGCCACUGGAACUGCCAUCGUCGGUGGUCCCGGACGCCUUCCGCGACUGGGGUGUCGAGAUACACGACUGGCAGACGAUGUGCCCGACGCUGGCCGUGGAGGAGUCGCAGGACUUGAGCUACAGAGUGAUCCGCUUGCUGCCGACCGUCGGAUGUGAAGCCGACGCAGCCACUCCCUACUGCAACGAGGAAAGGACGUUCCGCGUCGCCAAAACCUACGCCUUCCACGCGCAGGGCUCGUACACGGCGGUGUGGCCGGGGCGAGGGGCGCAGAAGAACAACCCGGAGCCCGGACGGACGGGAAAGAUCGUCGUGCGCGACGUCGCGGACGACGGGCAAUGGGAGGUCGAGCACUGCCUCGUCACGGACGACGGGCCCACGAGGAACCGAGCCCGAGUGCUGCAGCAGUUCCGGCUGGACCGGAACGUGCCCGUGCUGAAGAACAUCACUCUGUACAUCGAGCAAUGGGACGGCCCGUUUAGGAACGGCGAGUCUCUCGGGGGCUGUUCCACUAGCGGAUCGGGGUUCGCCACGACCCCUCCCCUCGACGUGCAAGCGCUGGUCGGGACUUGGCACGCGGACGUGUUCUUCGCCCCCGGCGGACAGUCAUCGUCCUCUCCCAAGGAGUUCUGCCCCGGAGGGUCCUCGGCCCUCCAACGGACGCAGGUCGCAGGGAUCGUCGCUCUUCCCAAGGGUUUGUGGUCCUCUGUGACGGUGUCGUCGCAAGACUCGAGCUCUUACAUCAUCGAGGCCGGCUGGAUGCCCUCUCCCGAUCAAUGCAUCGUUUCGACAUGCGAAUAUCUCUCUUCUGGAGAUUUCAAGAGUUCCAGCAUUAGGUUUGAGAAAAGAAAAUGAGCAGACUAGCGAGUCCAGGGCCUCUCAUCACAUAUAACUGAAACUGUAAUUCUUAGGUGCGUCUUUCUAUCAGUGUCUCGAUUGAUCUAUGCACGCGUGAAUGCUCCUGGCGGGAAGAAAAGACCGUGCAUUUAUACACACAUCAAGUACAGACUCCAGAGACCGGGAAAAAGCAAAGAUGGACUGCUUGCGGGGAUAAGACAUAUGGCGCUGGAAUACAGACCAGAUCAGACUAGACGAGGUAUGCCUGUGUUCCGGCUCAUCCGCUAAUUACAUGUACACUACGAUCCAACUACUGUGCAUACUAAAUCGUUUGAUUAGUGUUUAUCAGUGUGACGUUCACUGAUUG
Marchantia polymorpha subsp. ruderalis is the source of this 1633-nucleotide messenger RNA. Lineage: Eukaryota; Viridiplantae; Streptophyta; Marchantiopsida; Marchantiales; Marchantiaceae. The record is from the annotation of a GenBank genome assembly.